Molecule: messenger RNA, 941 nt
Organism: Neltuma alba
Lineage: Eukaryota; Viridiplantae; Streptophyta; Magnoliopsida; Fabales; Fabaceae
Product: LIM domain-containing protein WLIM1
Exons: 5
Coding region: 118-711 (197 amino acids)
Source: RefSeq, a predicted model, not a curated record
UUUAACCUCUUGGUCUCCGCAAUUUCCUGCAGCUCACAUUCCUCUUCCCCCUUUUCCUUAUCCUCUUUUUUUGCAAUCUCUUCCUUUUCUUCUUCCUCUUAGAUUGUCUGCUUCAGUAUGGCCUUUGCCGGGACAACCCAGAAAUGCAUGGCCUGUGAGAAAACGGUUUAUUUGGUUGAUAAGCUAACUGCGGAUAACCGAGUGUACCACAAGGCUUGCUUCCGAUGCCAUCAUUGCAAAGGGACACUCAAGCUUAGCAACUACAAUUCUUUCGAGGGGGUUCUUUACUGCAAGCCACACUUCGACCAACUGUUCAAAAGAACCGGCAGCCUAGAGAAAAGCUUCGAAGGGACACCAAAAAUUGCUAAACCGGAGAAAAACAUUGAUAGUGAGAAGCCUGUAGCGACCAAAGUGUCAAGUAUGUUUGGUGGAACCAGGGAUAAAUGUGCUGGUUGUCAGAAAACAGCUUAUCCAACGGAGAAGGUUACUGUGAAUGGAACUCCAUACCACAAGAGUUGUUUCAAAUGUUGCCAUGGAGGGUGUGUUAUAAGUCCUUCCAACUACAUUGCACAUGAGGGCAAACUCUACUGCAAGCAUCACCAUACCCAGCUGAUCAGGGAAAAGGGUAAUCUGAGCCAGCUUGAAGGUGACCGCGACGGGAGUACAGUGCAUGAUAAAAUUACUGAUGAACAAGUUGCUGCCCUCACAUAGAAGAGUCAGAAAAGUCACGUUUUCAACUUUUAUAUCCUCUGCCACCGUUCGUGUUUUCCCUUACAUUUUCUGCUGUUCUGCUAGUAGGAAAAAAUGUGUGGAUCUUGUUUCUGAAUUUGGUUUGGAAAGAGACCUCAAGAGCAAUUGACUCUUUUAAUGUGGUCAUAUGAAGACUCUCAUUUGCUUAUUGAUAUCUUAAAAGUUAAAACUGCUUCGUUAUCCUCAUUAAA